Messenger RNA from Bactrocera dorsalis (oriental fruit fly), 4175 nucleotides. RefSeq names its product somatostatin receptor type 2. Gene Ontology annotation, biological process: G protein-coupled receptor signaling pathway. Lineage: Eukaryota; Metazoa; Arthropoda; Insecta; Diptera; Tephritidae. The record is from RefSeq and is a predicted model, not a curated record. Gene Ontology annotation, molecular function: somatostatin receptor activity; peptide binding. The transcript has 2 exons. The coding region runs from base 844 to 2565 and encodes 573 amino acids. Gene Ontology annotation, cellular component: neuron projection; membrane.
UUAGCUCGGCCGACUGUCCGGCUCGUUGCCGGUAGACAGUUGGGUGUUGCGUGACAGCAAUUUGGCCAAUUUGCCGGCUGCAAGAUGCGUAGUCGGCAAAAGGACGUCGGUGCGUGUGAAGGUGUCCAAAUUACUUUCGUUUCAGAAAAAUUGUAAACAGUCAAGUGUGAAAGCAAAACAAACUCCAAAGGUAACCGAUAGCGCACAACAAGUGGUGUGCCAGCGUAUGUUCUAGUGAGAGUGUUGCUUUCGAGGAUUUGUUUGUGAAGUUAUUUUCGAAAGUGAAAUUUUUAAAAUUUGAAAAGUGUAAGUGAAAUUGAAAAGAAGAUUAGUGCAAAUAUAUUAAAAUAUCACUCAAAAAUAGUUUUAAAUGUAUUUAAAGUAUUCGAGGAGUUGGAAUAAUACUAAAAAGUUUUUGGUAAUUAUUUAACACAACUUUUUUCAUUAUUUACAAAAAUAUUUGAAUUAUAAAAUAAAUGUAAAUAAAACAAAUUUAUGUGAAAUAUAAAAAAAAUGAAAACACAACUUAUUUAAAAAAUGUAAUUAACCGAAAACUUAAAAAUGAAACAUAGUUUCAACGAACCAACUCUGAAUUGAACUUAGAGGUCAAUAUACAACCACGCCUCAUUGACUCUCAACGCGUCCAUGCUUACCUACCGUACAUACAGGAAAGUAAUAAAAUCACUUGAACGAAUAAAGAACUUGCGAAGCUUUUAAUAGCCAACAACAAGGCAUACAUUAUUGAAGCGUACAAGCAUUAAAACUCAACUGACAGCUGUCAGCUGUCCAUCCGCAGCAAAUCAGUCAAGCACAAAACCCUUAACGAAAUUCAAUACCACAAAAAUGUGGUGGCCACGGCUAGCAACGACGACGACGACGACGAAUGGCAUGACAUUGAUCAUCUUCAGCAGCGCAUUGUUGUUAUUUAAUUGCAUGGAAACAGCACGUGGGGCACCGGCGCGCGUGACAACUGAGGGCGGUGAAACGAUUGAGCGCGACAAAGCAGAAGCGCUGACGACAAUUUGGCCUGCCAGUAGGACGCGUGUGAUGAGUACUGCGGAAAAAGACAACAUAGGUACUGUCACGCAAAGUCAGCAGACGAGCGCGCAGCAAAUGGCGACCGAUAGGCGCACUGUAACGCCACGAAAUAUACGUAAUACCACGAGCACGUCAGCGGCAUACAAUGCAACCCACGCGCACGCAGCACUGACCGGUCGGCAAACGCAACGCAGACGCACUUUUUAUGAUCAUUGUAUGGCGAACCGCAAUUCACUCGCCGAUCUGAGCACAGUCAUACUCUAUUCGCUCGUUUGCCUUAUCGGCAUCUUUGGUAAUACGCUGGUCAUUUAUGUCGUGUUGCGCUUUUCAAAAAUGCAGACUGUGACGAAUAUCUACUUACUCAAUUUGGCGAUCGCCGACGAAUGCUUUCUUAUUGGCAUACCGUUUUUAUUGUAUACCAUGCGUAUUUGUGCUUGGCGCUUCGGCGAGUACAUGUGUAAAGCAUAUAUGGUUAGCACUUCGAUUACGCAGUUCACUUCAUCCCUUUUUCUGCUGAUCAUGUCUGCUGAUCGUUAUCUCGCAGUUUGUCAUCCGAUCGCCUCGACGAAAUACCGCACACAACGCAUCGCUAAGAUUGUAUCGGCUAUAGCAUGGCUGACCUCAGCUGUGCUUAUGCUACCGGUCAUACUCUAUUCGAGCACUAUUAGCCAAGAGGAUGGCGUGAAUCUCUCUUGUAAUAUAGAAUGGCCUGAAACGUACAAAAGGCAUUCGGCCACUAUGUUCACGUUAUAUACAUUCUUUCUCGGUUUCGCCAUACCACUCAGUUUCAUUUCAUGUUUCUACUGUUUGGUCAUACGUAAGCUGCAUGCGGUCGGCUCAAAGCACAAGUCCAAAGAAAAGAAACGUUCGCACCGCAAGGUGACGCGCCUUGUGCUCACCGUUAUCACUGUUUACGUAUGCUGUUGGCUGCCGUAUUGGAUAUCACAGGUGUCGCUUAUCAACUCUAAUCCCAUACAAAGUCCACUGUCACGACUUGAAAUACUCAUUUUCCUACUGCUCUGCUGUCUGGUUUACUCCAACUCUGCUGUAAAUCCGAUACUCUAUGCUUUUCUUAGUGACAACUUUCGCAAGAGCUUUUACAAAGCUUUCACUUGUAUGACUAAUCAUGAAAUGAACGCUCAACUGCAGGCUGAGCCGAGUCUGUUGGCGAAACAAAGCAACAGCAAACAUCGGCAGAACCGACUGCUCAACGCUAACGAAAAUGAGCCACAUUUUAUAGCAACAACAAGCGCAAAUAACAGUUCCUCGGUUACAACUUCUUCAACAACCAUAGCCCCAGCGACGGGCGAGAAGGCGUCAGCUUUGCUACUGGCAACUGCAACCGCGUCGACAGAUGUCACCGCUGGCAGCGCUCCUGUGACGCUGCAACCAAAUGGACGCACAACGGCGCGCGCAGCGACACUUGAGGGUGAAGAGGUAAUACUAGUGCUUCAGCAUGAGCGUCCGAUGUGCGCGCUAGUGGAGCGCGAUGAUGUGAUUAGCAAGGUUCUGCAAACGGAUUUGUAGAUGGUGAUCGUAGGCAUAUACUUUUAGGCGUUUUACACAAAAUUCAAAAAUCACUAGUCAUACGAUUGAUCUAUACUGAAAAUGUAUGUGGAAAUUGUUGUAAGAAUAUUGCUGUAUUGUUUAAGAUUUUUUACCGUUAAACAGAAACAGAAACUACACGUUUAUUUUCAAAGGUCAGAAAUUUGACACACAUUCAAUUAAUUUUCGCCUAAAUGUAUGCUUCAAUAUGGAAACUAGGUGCUUAGUUUUAUCCAUUAGACUCGGUGGAAAUUUCGUGAAACCCAUUUGCGGUACAAAAUUAUAUAAUUCUACUGCCGGCAUGAGAUUAUAAAUAAUUUAGUCAUAAUAAAAAAUCAUAAAAAUACAGUUUUGUACACCAAUAUUUUUUCCCAAUAAAGCUUUUUUCGGUCUUCCUAUAUGUCUCGGGCUGUGAUUACUGCUGCUGUGUCAUCCGCUUAGCCGAUUAAAUAUGAUUCGUCUGGCAUUAGUAUUAGUAUUCUAUCAUAACUACUAUUUCGCAGCUCCAGGCCUAAAGUGGACCCUUGUGCUGCUCCUGAUGGAACUUCUAUUUGUUGUCAUCCCUCUCUAGUAUGGUACGGCAAUUUUCCGUUACAAAGUUAGCUCCGCACCGCAGAAUUAAGGUAAACGGAAGCUAUAAAAAUUUUUUCUAAAGCUCCGAUCAUGUCGGACCGUUUCACGCUUAUAAGUUUUGCGCUUACCAGCAGCCAGUUGCAGUUUGGCGGGAGUGAUGUGCCGAUUCACUGAAAGAUGAAUGUAUUAACACAUAAUAAAAGCAUAACAUAAUUUCGAAGCUCUCUCGUUAAAGCAACGAUGCGCGAUCAUUAACAUAAAUCUGUUUUGUCAAUCUCCCAAAUUUUUAAAGAAGACUGAAAUACAAAAUUUUUCAAAAAUUGUAAAAUGUUGAAUGAAUUCUAAAAAUUAUAAAUUAAUAAAAACGAAAACAUCUGCAAGUUCUUUUGAAUAUAUAAUAACCUUUAAAUGUAUAUAUGUAUAUUUAUUAAGAAAAAAUAUAUCUAAGAUAUAAAAUAAGAAAUAUAAAAAAUUAAAUAUGAAAUAUGACAAAUAAAAUAUAAAAUAUAUAACACAAAAUAUAAAAUAAAAAAUAAAAAAUAAAAAUAUAAAAAAUGGCAUAUAAAGUAUUUGAUAUUUACAUAAAAAAUAUUAAACUACCAAAACCAAAAACUUCUCGACUCUUAAUCUGUCUUUGUAACCAUCUACUACAGGUCGUCUUAAUUCCCUAAACCCCAAACUUUGUAAUUAAAAAAUUUGCUGAAAAAAACUUUUUCGAAUUUGAUAAAUGUUAACACAAUAAAAAUGUUGUAAUAAAAAUAUAUAUUGAGUUUAAACGAGAAGAUAAUAGAUCAAAAACCCGGAAUUUAUUGAUAAAAUUGUUGAAAAAAGAAUUUAUUUUAUUCAAACAAUGCAUUUACGUACACAAUUGGUGAAAAAAUAUACCAUAAGAUAAGAUAAAACACAUUUUUGGCCUUUAUAAGAAUGUAAAAAAAUUGUAUAAAUAACUUUUAAGUUUUAAUUUUAAGAAAGUUGUCCAAAAUAUAUGUAUUCGAAAUAUAUAAAUAUUAUUAUAUAGU